AUGCGUCCUUCAUCGAUCCUAUACGCGUCCCGACCAUUUCCAUGGAUCGCAGAAUUAAAAGCGGUGCAACUUCAGCGCGUGGCGCGCGCAACGGGGAUUCAGUCAUCCGGCACAAAAGAUGUGCUUGGCGGCCGGAUUGAAACCAUCCUGUCUGAUCAGCUGCGGCGUGUCCCGGCGGGUGAGAAACAGCGUCGUGAUUGGAGCGUGCUGAGUAUUGAUAUGGGGAUUCAGAAUCUGGCAUUUGCUCAUCUGCAUGUUCCGCGGGUAUUACCUGAUUUGGAGAUGGAAGCGAGACAAGGGCCGUCGAAGCCGAUUCUGACGGCGUGGCAUCGGCUGAAAGUCUCUGAGAUUGACAGGUUAGACUUGAAGGGGAGUUUGGAAGAUGGAAAGGGCGAGGCAGAGGACUCUGGCGCAGCGUCGAUGACGGGGACAGAAGCGUCGUUGUUUGGAGUACUCGGCGCCUCUGAAAGUGCGGCUUCCGCGUCUGUGACGGAGCUAAAAGAAUCAUUUGCGCCGCAUGUUUAUGCCGAACUGGCGUAUACAUUGGUCACGGCCCUCUUGUCGGCAUAUAAACCUACCCAUGUUCUCAUUGAGCGGCAGCGUUUUCGAUCUGGUGGAGGGAGCGCGGUGCAAGAGUGGACACUGCGAGUUGGCGUCUUUGAAGGUAUGUUGUAUGCUGUAUUAAAUGCGCUCAAGCGGGAGCGCGGAUUCGAGCUGGAUGGAUUAGAGGUGCAUGGGAUUGAACCGAAGCGGGUAGUGCGAUACUGGGAGGAUCUGGAUCUGGAUCUCGUUCCUUGUCCUGGUCUUGGUCCUGAUACGGUCGAGUCUGGAAAGAAAGAAAGAGAGCGGGAAGAAGCGUCUAUAUUAUCACCACAACGAACAGCGGAUGAUGUCAAAACUAAGAGCAGAGUCAAUGCGCGGCAAGUCAAACAGGCCAAGAUUGACCUGGUCGGACACUGGAUUGCAGGGUCUCUCCCCGUGGAAGAUAUCACGACACCGGCUGUUCCUCGUGAACGGCAGCUUGAACGACUUGAUGCUGCGGUUCAAAGCAAGAUUUGUCUGGCGGCGCAUCGUCCAAGUGUACACCAGACUGCGCAGGCUUACCUGCAGAAAUGGCGCAAACCGGUCCAGAAAACUUCCAAGAACAAGACACCAUCGUCGCCUGCAAUAGGCAAACUCGAUGAUCUGGCAGACUGCCUCUUGCAGGGUGUGACUUGGUUAGAAUGGCAGACCAUGCGAGAAAGACUUGCCCGGGAAGGAGUCGAAGCCCUGCAGUUGACAAAGAAAUGA
Molecule: messenger RNA, 1290 nt
Organism: Penicillium oxalicum
Lineage: Eukaryota; Fungi; Ascomycota; Eurotiomycetes; Eurotiales; Aspergillaceae
Exons: 1
Coding region: 1-1290 (429 amino acids)
Cellular component (GO): mitochondrion
Molecular function (GO): Y-form DNA binding; flap-structured DNA binding; crossed form four-way junction DNA binding
Source: RefSeq, a predicted model, not a curated record